GUUUCUCCUUUCUUUUGUAUAUGUUUUUUAUAUGAUCUUCAUCACCAAUAUAAGUUUUGUAGUGUUGUUGUAUUUGUUCGUUGAUGCCUUGGUGUUUGUAUUUGCAUGUGAUUGGUUAAAUAUUUAUUUUGUGGCUGGAGUUAUGUUUGGUUAUAUGUUACCCAAAAUUUAAUUGGGUUAUUUCCAGUGGGACGGAGGAAACUUGUUGUUAGUAGCCUCUGUUUUUGCCAAGUGAUUUGCUUCUCGUUCAGUGAGUAUGAUUGAAGGUCAUUACUUCUUCCAUGAGUUAUUGGUUUUCAAUGAAAACUUAUUUAUUCUUCCAUGGAGAAAUAUGCCAUGUAUUCAAGUAGGUAAAACCACUGAAUUAAAAUGAUUUAGGAGAAUUUUUUUUUUUUGGGCGAGUGAUAUAGGGGCAUUUUUAUAAAUGCUUCUCUAUCUGUACAUGUAUUUGAGCCAAACCUUGCAACCAUCUACACAAGUGUUUGGCAAAGUUUGAGAAUGGGAUGCAUAUCAGUUCUGCAAUUCUGAAGCUAUCAUCCUUAGAAUUAUAAGUUUGAACUUUGAACUCUGUGAACCCAUUAUGAAUUGGGAGUCUCUGUUCUCUUAACUUUUAGUGGGUGGAUUGGGGAUUUGUAUUCCAUACACAGAAUCUAGUACUAUGAAAAGGAUCAUUUACUUGUUUUCUCCAUGAUACUCUAAACGUCUCAAUCUGGCAAAAAUUUCCUUGAAAGAUUCUUUUUUUUUUUAACAAAUUUGAAAAAGUAUGUUUUAUUGAUGUGGCUCAAAGAACUGUUAAAAGUCUUGGGGCAUGAUAGCCUCCCUUCUUGAUUUUUAUGCUGGAUCUCCUUCCCAAUGGAGCCCUUUGCAAAUUGGAGUGGGGUCCACGAGUAGUGUUGGCGGAUUCUAUGGUAACUUCGUGGAAGGGGAAUAUUAACGUUUAGAGUGAGGAAAACUAGAAUAAAGGUCGGUUUAGCAAACAAUUUUGUUUACUUAAUGUCUCUUGGAAUAUUCUCACUCUGCAGCUGAGAGAGAUUGAUUUCAUUGUUGUUGGAAGAGGGUUCAAGAAUUAGUUUCCGUGUUCAGGGAGUCGAUGUGAAGGUUGUCAGCCUCGAAGAUCCACCUAAGAGUUGAGGACUUUAGGCUAAAUGAAGUGGCUGGUAGGAGGUCUUCCAGUUUGUAGAGGGCAUUUGUUCGACCUAUUUGAGGAGAGCUCAAAAUUAUGCGACUCAGCUUAUGUCACAUUAAAUUCUGGCCAGCUCUCCUACUUCUCUUUACUUGACUCCAACCGUCAGAUGGGUAUCAUGGACUGCAUGAUAGUUCUAUUUGGCAUCAACAUAUUGGGCAUCCAACAUCAAAGAUGGUUCAGUUUUUUGGAGUCCAAGGCAGACAUUUGGUCUGGCGAUAGCAAUGGUGUAUCAUUGUCAUGUUGCUUUUAUCAGAAUAUUGUAAUUGCUUUUUUUAUUUGUAAUAAAGAGCUCGUACUUCCUUUAUUAAUGUUUCAGUGGGAACAAAAUGAGUUCUUGACUGUUGAUUUGAUUAUUUUCGGCCAAAUCUAUUGGGUGGUUCAACUUUCUCUUAUUUUUCUAAAUGGUCAUGUUGAACCAUUGGCCCUCAAUUCCAUCCUUUUGGCAAGUUCUCUUCCUGGUUUGAUCUGAAAAUAUAGCAACCAAUGAACCGCUGCACUUGAUUGAUGCACAAUCAAAGCAAUCUGAUGCAGUUCCCCAUAUCAUGUUUAAAGUUGUUCUUGUCUUGGCAAUAAUUUUUAUAUCUUUUUGAGUUGUUCAGGGGUGGAUUCAAACUUGGGAUGUACUGUUGGAAGUGAUUGGAUUUCAUAGAUUAUUGUCUCAUUGGAUAGCAUUUUAUUUUGACUCAGUUCUUGAGUGGAUUUAUAUUUCCUUUAUUAGGGUUUUGUUAGCACUUUCAUACAUUACUUUACUGAUAUUUUUUUUACAUUUUUUCCCAUUUUUGAACUUCAUGAACCCAAGCUAUUAGUUAUCAGAAACCAUUUAUUUAGACAAAUGAGAAGAUUUGGCAAACAAUGAGUUGUUCUAAUCAGCUAUCCCCCAUUUUUGGUGCAAAUAAUGAAGUCCAUGAAGUCAAGGUAAUUAAAGAAUGGUAUUCAACAAAUGUUCUGAGUGCACACACUAGGAUACAAAUCAUUAUUUUGGUGACUUCAUAUCAAAAAGACAAACCAAAAAGACUGCAAAAUGAAAACCUUGUGAGAUCUUCAAAUCACUGCACACGCACUUACACAGGUGUCUAUCUACUUCACCCAUUGUCUGGUGUUAUACUGUGUGAUAUUUAGAUAAGAAAAAACAGGAUGUUUCUGCCUACCAGAAAAGAAAACUCAUGCUUUAUGUCCUAUAAACUACUUGAAGUUUUAUAUUUCUUGUGGUAACUUUCGUGAUCCUUUAAUGUCAUGAUCUGAACUCCUUUCUGCCUCCUUUC
Molecule: messenger RNA, 2448 nt
Organism: Amborella trichopoda
Lineage: Eukaryota; Viridiplantae; Streptophyta; Magnoliopsida; Amborellales; Amborellaceae
Source: RefSeq, a predicted model, not a curated record